Molecule: messenger RNA, 3246 nt
Organism: Jaculus jaculus (lesser Egyptian jerboa)
Lineage: Eukaryota; Metazoa; Chordata; Mammalia; Rodentia; Dipodidae
Gene: Selp
Product: selectin P
Exons: 16
Coding region: 106-2412 (768 amino acids)
Biological process (GO): leukocyte tethering or rolling; response to cytokine; heterophilic cell-cell adhesion
Cellular component (GO): membrane; external side of plasma membrane
Molecular function (GO): sialic acid binding; oligosaccharide binding
Source: RefSeq, a predicted model, not a curated record
AAUAGGAAGUUGCUUUUUGAAUCAGCCUGACACUGAGGGGAGGUGGUGAGACUAUAAGAAUGUGGGUUGGCCAGAGGGAAGAAAGGCAACAGAAUCGCAGAGGAGAUGGCCAGCUGUCUAAAAGCCACCUGGAACCUGAGACUCCAGAGCGUGGUCCUGGGAGCUGCUCAACUCCUCUGGUUCACUGUCUUGAUCUUUGAGCUAACACGUCAGAAGGAAGUGGCAGCUUGGACAUAUAAUUACAGCAUAAAGGCAUACUCGUGGGAUAACGCAAGGGCUUACUGCCAGAAGCGCUUCACAGAUUUAGUAGCCAUCCAGAAUAAGAACGAAAUUGCUUACCUUGAUGAUGCCAUACCCUACGUCAGCUCUUACUACUGGAUUGGGAUCCGAAAACUCAAUGAUCAGUGGACCUGGGUGGGGACGGAAAAGGUUCUCACUGAGGAGGCAGAGAACUGGGCAGACAAUGAGCCCAACAACAAGAAGAACAACCAGGACUGUGUGGAGAUCUACAUUAAGAGUCCAUCGGCUCCUGGCAAGUGGAACGAUGAGCCCUGCUGGAAAAGAAAGCGGGCGUUGUGCUACACAGCCUCCUGCCAUGACAUGUCCUGCAACCAGCAAGGGGAGUGCAUUGAGACCAUUGGAAACUACACCUGCUCCUGCUACCCUGGGUUCUAUGGGCCCGAGUGUGAAUAUGUUAGCCAGUGUGGAGAAUUUGACGUCCCCCAACAUGUGCUCAUGAACUGUAGCCACCCUCUGGGAGACUUCUCUUUCAAUUCGCAGUGCAACUUCCACUGUGCUCAAGGGUACAAAUUGAGUGGACCCAGCAAACUGGAAUGUUUGGCUUCUGGAGUCUGGACAAGUUUGCCUCCACAGUGUGUAGCUGUACAGUGCCAGCACCUGGAAGCCCCUGCCGAGGGAGCCAUGGACUGUGUGCAUCCACUUGCUGUCUUCGCAUAUGGCUCCAGCUGUAAAUUUGAAUGUCGACCUGGUUAUCGAGUGAGAGGCGUAGACACACUCCGCUGUGCUGGCUCUGGCCAAUGGACUGCACCCUUGCCAACCUGUGAAGCCAUUGCAUGUGAGUCACUGGAGAGUCCACUCCACGGAAGCAUGGAUUGCUCCCCAUCCUCCAGAGCAUUUGGAUACAACACCAACUGCAGCUUCCAUUGUGAUGAGGGCUUCAUGCUGAAGGGCAGUGAUGUCAUUCGGUGUGCUGCCUUAGGACAGUGGACAGCCCCAGCCCCAGUGUGUCAAGCUUUGCAGUGCCAAGAGUUUCCAGUUCCAAGGAAGGCCCAAGUGAACUGCUCGUACCCUUUUGGUGCCCUUAAAUACCAGUCAGUCUGCAGCUUCUCCUGUGAUGGGGGCUCACUCCUGGUGGGAGCAAGUACAAUAAAGUGCUUGGCUAGUGGACACUGGAGUGGCGCUCCUCCAGAAUGCCAAGCCAUUACCUGCACACCUUUGCUCAGCCCUCAGAAUGGAACGAUGACCUGCAUCCAGCCUCUUGGAGGCUCCACUUAUCAAUCCACAUGCCAGUUCAUCUGUGAUGAGGGAUUUUCCUUAUCUGGACCAGAAAGAUUAGAUUGUACUCCAUCUGGACAGUGGACAGGAACCCCACCCACAUGUAAAGCUAUCAAGUGCCCAGAAAUCUCUGCCCCUGAACAUGGCAACCUAGCUUGUUCUCACAGUCUUGGAGAAUUUGGUCUUGGAUCCACCUGCCAUUUCUCCUGUAAUGAGGGCUUCAAGCUGGAGGGAACAGACAAUGUGGAAUGCACAGUUUCAGGAAAAUGGUCAACAGCUCCACCAAAUUGCAAAGGUGUAGUAUCUGUGCCUACUUCAGAGGUGCUGUGCCCAACCCUCACCUCUCCUGAGCAGGGCACCAUGUCCUGCAGACAUCAUCAUGGCAACUUUGGCUUGAAUACUACCUGUUACUUUGGAUGCAGAACUGGAUUCACACUCAUAGGAGACAGCGCUCUCAGGUGCAGGCCUUCAGGACUAUGGACAGCAGUGACGCCAGCAUGCAGAGCUAUUAAAUGUUCAGAACUGAACAUUAAUACUCCAGUCAUGAUGAACUGUUCUUAUCCCUGGGGAAAUUUUAGCUUUGGAUCAACCUGCACCUUCCACUGUCCAGAGGGUCAGUUACUGAAUGGCUCUGCUAGAGCAACAUGCCGAGAAGAUGGACACUGGUCAACUGCCAUGCCCACCUGCCAAGCGGGGCCAUUGACUACCCGGGAAGCGCUGACUCUCAUGGGUGGAGCCGUGGCUUCUACAGCAGGUCUGGCUGUGGCUGGAACACUCCUGGCUCUGCUCAGAAAACGGCUCAGAAGAAAAGAUGAUGGAAAAUGCCCCCUGAGCCCUCAAAGCCACCUAGGAACAUACGGGGUGUUUACAAAUGCUGCAUUUGAUGCUGGCUCUUAAGAGACCUCUCCUUCUCCUGGUCACCUCACUCAAUCUCUCAGGAUUCUGCAUAGACUUCCUGCUGGACUUGACUUAAUUCUAGUAUACUUGCUGUGUUCUCUGUAAAUACUUGUGAAUAGAGGACAUGGCAUCUCCUUUGUGGCUUUAGUCCAGAGCAGAAGGAUUGUGCGCUUCUCACUGCUCCACCCAUCUCUUCCGGCUUCACUUCUCCGCCUUCUCCAACGCAAGCCACAGAGGCUGGGUGCAAAUGCUUCUACUGUGGUCUGUGGGCUUUGACCUACCGUCACUGGUAACACCAGCUAGUCAAAGACACUGGAGCAUCUGACUCACCAGAAGACCAAACUGUGCAGAAUGAAAAUUCUGCUUUGUGUUUGGACUGAAGGGAGGUGCUCUCUGCGUCCUUAGAGGGCAGGCCCACCUCUAACUUUUGUUGGAGUCCCUGUGGUCUCCUGUGGCUACUAUCUGAGGUCACUUAGACCUCUGCUACUGAGACUUCUGCAAAAGCCUCCAGAUGGUACCAGAGACUGCAGAACGCUGAGAGUGGAGACUGGAGGCUACAUCAGACGGCAGACCUCCCCUCCAUCAAAUCACUCAGACCACUGUUUAGUGUGCAAUUAAAAAUUCCUCCAAAUGCUGCGUUCUUCUAAGAGAUGUUUGUCCAAUAAGUUCUGUGUAGAACACUUUGUUUACCACCAACAUAGUACACAAUUACAGUCAUCAAAAUGACAGCUAGUCCUGUCAAUGAGCCAGAAAGUGUUAAUUAUACAGCCCUACCCCAGAAAAAAAAGUCAGAGGGGCAGAAAAAGCCUUCAAUACCAUAAUGUUCUGCAGGGA